Lindgomyces ingoldianus is the source of this 261-nucleotide messenger RNA. RefSeq lists its product as uncharacterized. The record is from RefSeq and is a predicted model, not a curated record. Lineage: Eukaryota; Fungi; Ascomycota; Dothideomycetes; Pleosporales; Lindgomycetaceae. The transcript has 2 exons. The coding region runs from base 1 to 261 and encodes 86 amino acids.
AUGCCUCUGGUGCUCGUCCUCCUAGCUUCACACAUAAGGGGCCGCGUGAACCCAAGCUCUCAAUAUUUUCUCAUUCCCUAUAUCAUCGCUGAUAUCAGGAAAGCUAAGUUACCUCAAGGGAACAAAGUUUCUGGCAUGACUUUCUCCAGAUGCUUCAUCCCACCAAUUCUUCAAACCUAUGGACAAAAGGAAAUUAAAAAUGACAAGGGAGUGCACCAGUUUAUGAAGAAAGAGGCACUCUUGAAAGAUAGAAAACCCUAG